Messenger RNA from Phymastichus coffea, 753 nucleotides. RefSeq lists its product as uncharacterized. The transcript is spliced from 2 exons. The coding region runs from base 1 to 753 and encodes 250 amino acids. The record is from RefSeq and is a predicted model, not a curated record. NCBI's taxonomy places the organism in Eukaryota, Metazoa, Arthropoda, Insecta, Hymenoptera, Eulophidae. Gene Ontology annotation, molecular function: nucleic acid binding.
AUGGUCGAUAAAUUCUUGGAAGCUCAUGGAAUCAUCCAUGGCACCUGUGCUCCGUGUUCUCUAAAGUCAAACCCGACCGAGCGUGUUAAUCGCACGAUCAAAACUAUGAUUGUGACGUUCGUCGAGAAACACACUCGAUGGGACGAGCUUAUACACGAACAUGCGUUCGCCUAUGAUACGACCAUCCACGAGUCUACCUACUCUAGUCCAGCCUUUCUGAACUAUGGCCGACAUCCAGAGCUGCCUCGCAACGCUCGACGGAAAGAAGAGCACGCAGCAUUAGAACAGCUCGAGGCUGUUGCUCGCAACGCAUGGCACUCUCGUAUGAGUAAACUUGACGACUUUCGAGCCAAUGCACUCGAAAAUUCUAAAACUGCUCAAGCAAGAGUAUUGACAAAAAAUCGUGUACUUUCAUCUGCCACCAAGGCCAUUGCCGCCAAACUCUGCCCAAAAUAUGCAGGACCUUUUAUUAUAACGGCUUGCCUCGGCAUGAACUCGUAUCAACUCCAAACCAAAAAGGGUGUUGAUAUCAAGAAAGUCGCCGUUACCGAUCUAAAACCUGAAGAAUAUUCGCGAGACGAUGAAAACCUCUUAGCGAGUGAGAUAGAAAAACUCUCAGACGAAGAAAUCGAGACGCUUGCUGAGCAAUCAACGGCUUACGAGUCCAUGACCGGCAACCCGACUAUUCCCAUGGCUGGUCCGGCAAUACAGCGUAAUACCAGCAACGCUUUGCCAACGCAAGAGACGUCGUAA